AUGGACGAGCGUGGCCGCGCUACGUCUCACCUGCCGCUCCGUCAAAGCUGCAGUCGACGAAGCGCUCAACACCCGCAGCGGCCGGCGCCUCAAGAAGGCGUGCGCGCUCGCCGAGCCGCUCGACCAAUUCCUGGCCCACCACUUCUUGUCGGACACAACCACGACGGCCGGCGGCGGCGGUGGUGUGCCCCUGUUCUCGGCGUCGGCCGGCGACGCACAGGCCAAGAACCGCGUGCGCAUGAUGGCCGAGGCGGCGCUGGGCCUGACCGGCGCUCGCAUCCACCAGGCGCGUCUCGGCGAGGUGCUCGACUACGUGUGGCGCGAGUGGGACUUCGCGCCAGCCAAGCUCCACGAUUUGCGCAGCGUACUGCUCGCACCUCGGGCGGUCGCCGGCGAAGGCCCGGGCGGCGAAAGCAUGGGGCCGGCGGCGCCGCUGCUGACCAUUCACCACCUGAGGCGAGGCGACGACUUCUUGGGCAUGGCCUACUCUCUAGGCAUCACAUCGUGCCUCUCGCUGGGCCUGCCCGACCUGCCACACGGUAA
This is a messenger RNA of Acanthamoeba castellanii str. Neff, 543 nucleotides long. RefSeq lists its product as uncharacterized. The transcript has a single exon. Lineage: Eukaryota; Discosea; Longamoebia; Acanthamoebidae. Bases 1 to 543 code for a protein of 180 amino acids. The record is from RefSeq and is a predicted model, not a curated record.